AUGGCCGCCACUCAGACCCUGCUCCUCCUUCCCCUGCUCCUGGCCUCAGCCUGGGCCCAGUGCCCGGCGCCGGCGGACCUGAAGAACGCGGACGGGAGCAAGAUCUGCGCCCAGCUCUACACCGACAGCAGCCCCUACUACGCCCAGUGCUGCGGGGGCAGCGUGCUGCAGGUACAGCCCGGCGACGACGUGCCCUACCUGACGCUGGCCUGGAUUAACAGGGUCUCCUCACUGGUGGUGGCACCACGCUGCGAACUCAACGUGUGGUCCAGGCUGGGGAAGGAAGGCUACACCCGCAAGUUCAACAGUGGGAUAGUGUAUCGGCUGGAGGAGCUCAAGAAGGGGCUCUUUGGGAACUGGGACAACUCCAUUUCUGCCUACUACUGCAAAUGCGCCUGAGGCAAGGCUGGGACAGAGGCAGCAAGACCAAGAACUGGCCCCCACUGACACCUGACCUUCCAUUGGGCCACGCCUGUAUCCCACUGCUAACACCA
Molecule: messenger RNA, 494 nt
Organism: Pelodiscus sinensis (Chinese soft-shelled turtle)
Lineage: Eukaryota; Metazoa; Chordata; Testudines; Trionychidae
Source: RefSeq, a predicted model, not a curated record